Messenger RNA from Aspergillus affinis, 1809 nucleotides. Its product is annotated as cysteine proteinase. Gene Ontology annotation, cellular component: nucleus; cytosol. Gene Ontology annotation, molecular function: cysteine-type endopeptidase activity; cysteine-type deubiquitinase activity. Bases 1 to 1809 code for a protein of 602 amino acids. Gene Ontology annotation, biological process: protein deubiquitination. NCBI's taxonomy places the organism in Eukaryota, Fungi, Ascomycota, Eurotiomycetes, Eurotiales, Aspergillaceae. The record is from RefSeq and is a predicted model, not a curated record. The transcript is spliced from 3 exons.
AUGGACUCUUCGAAUAACCAAGAGGACCAGCGGACAAUAACCAGCAGGAACGUGCUUCCCUCUUGGAGUGCGGACUAUCAUGGACUUACUCCGUUGAGAGGGUUCGCAAACUCCUCAGUCCUAUGCUACCGGAACUCUGCCCUGUGUGUUAUCCUACACUCACCUCUUUUGAUCAAUUGGAUGGCAUCACACUAUGAAGAACAUCUCACAGACCGAUGUGUUAUAUGUCUGUUGCACCGUCUUGUGGUGUCGUUCUGGAAAGGAGACAGCAGCGGCGAGGAUAAGGAUGCCGUCCUGGAGCAAUUCUGGACUCGGAUCCGGGAAUAUGGAUGUACAUGGUCUAAACAGAGUCCAGAAGAGCAGCAGGAUGUACGGGAGUUUAUUGAAAGCAUAUUCAAUCAGAUGAUCCUGGAUAGUGACGGAAUGGAACCAUUUGACCUGGCCGAGCUUCUCAAGAUAAAGUCCAGUCUGAGUCUCAAGUGCAAGGCAUGCAGCAAGGUAAUGACGCCAUCGGAUCAAGUAUGGUUUUGCUCGCCCCGAGAUGGUCCAAAUUUGAGAGAGGAAGAAGCGCCCAUUGAAAUCGGGCAUUUAAUCAAGCGUCGCUACUCAGAUUCAACCGAAAAUUUUGGUUGUGAACAGUGCAAGACCGAGACUGGCCAUGCUCGGUCUGAAGAUGUCACCGAAAUUCCCGAGAUUCUGCUCAUUUGUUUAAACAGAAUGGAUGAUGACAAGAUGAAAUCAUUUUGGAAUGUAAGCCUCAGUGACCAGAUGGUUCUCCCUGAUUCCCUACGCGGAUGCCUGGCAGAUAAGGAUGAUAUUAAGUACGAACUGUACGUAAUUAUAUUCCACGACGGUGACUCCAUCAAAAGCGGUCAUUAUACGGCUGCAGUUCGAGCGCCCACCGGGAAGUGGAUGUUGAUGAACGACGACGCCGAAGCACGGCCUAUGCAGUCCCUGGAGACACUGAUGAACAUGGGCGAAGGAAACACGAAGCACAGCGCUACUGCCUACGUGUUAGUGUAUCGACGCCUGCCCCUUGGGGGCGAGUCUGCGCCCGCCGAGGGCCAGACUGCACCUACACUUGCUAAGGGCGAGUCUGCGGCUGUCGGGGACAACUCGAAGCAAGAGCAGGCACAAGGCGACGCAUCCGGGCCUUCCGAGGACGUCUUAGAUCAAACGCAAGCCAUGCCGCUCGAGGAGCCGUCGCCCACCGAUCCGGCCGUCGAUCCGGCCGUGCUGGUUCCUGAUUUAGAGAUCGCUCCCAGUUCUCCCAGCCCCGUCGGCUCCCGGGCGUCGCGUCCGGGGUCACCAGUGCGACCUGGGGUGACGAUGGAUGGAACCAUCAGUCUCGACGGCCGGGAAGUUGAAUGGAAGAUUCAGCAGCAACUGACCAUGCCUUCAGACGCCGGUCCCCUGAUUAAGGUGAAACCUCGAGCCAAAGUCCAGCGUGCUAACAUCCGGCUCACCCUCACCUCCGGGGAGGAGGUUCUGGAAGGAGAAGUCACCAUCUCGCUGAAGCCCGCGGUGUCGAAAUCCCGGCCACAGAAACCGGCCAAGACUCCCAAAACUAUGAACACCAAGGCAAAGAAAGCAACCGACAAGGCAGGCCAGAAGAAGGCGAAAGCGACGACAUCCAGCAAGCAAGCCAAGCCUGAGGGGGUCAAGAAGGGGACCAAAGCAGGAAAAACCGCAAAGUCGAACACCAAGACUAAGGCUACUACUAAGAUUACUACUACUAAGGCUACCACCACGGCUACCAGGGCAGGACAGACCAAGAAGCCAAGCAAGAAGGCUAAGGGAACUCGCUAG